AUGCCCCCCCUCCACCUCCUGCACCGCCGCCAUGCCAACAACACCACCGAGCUGAACAUCCCAAAGCAGUACAAAUACCCUCCCAUCCUCAGCACUGGGCACAACCAGCAUCUCCAAAGUCUGAUCAGCACUGCUCUCUCGUGGCAGCAAGGUCCCUCCUCCGGGCCGAUCGUGUGGCACAUCGGCCACGCCGCGCCCCGCACACAGCUGGUGACGGACCUCGGUGCCGCCGGGCCGAAGAUGAGGUGGGUGGGGCGGGUGGGGUGGGUACUACACGAGACGAUGGAGGCGAGGUGGGUGGGACAGAGGACGGUCUGGCCGAUGGGUGGGUGGUAAAAAGGGCAAAAAAAGGGGGAAAAAAGGACAAAAAAGGGGGGAAAAAAGGACAUAAAAAAGGGCAUAAAAAGAACCAAAAAAGGACCAAAAAAGGACCAAAAAAGAACCAUAAAAGAUCUGAACAGAGGGGGAUUCGAACCCCCGAAUCUUUCGAUACGUGAAUGCACUAGGCGUUAAUGAUCGACCAGAAGAAUUGUAAGUUCUUGAGUCACGCGCCUUAGACCGCUCGGCCAUCUGUCCGAUUUGAUUGAAUUGGUAAGGGCUAUUGGGGUAUUUGCGGGGGGGAGGAGAUGGUAUUAGUCAGCAGCCACAGCAGCCACAGCAGCCUCAUCGCUAACUCCGUAACCACAUACAACCACAUACAACCAACCGCCACCCAAAUAAA
Pseudogymnoascus destructans is the source of this 721-nucleotide messenger RNA. RefSeq lists its product as uncharacterized. The coding region runs from base 1 to 336 and encodes 111 amino acids. The transcript is spliced from 2 exons. The record is from RefSeq and is a predicted model, not a curated record. NCBI's taxonomy places the organism in Eukaryota, Fungi, Ascomycota, Leotiomycetes, Thelebolales, Thelebolaceae.